UUGGCUGCCGGUUUGUUCAUUCCGUCGUGCGGUCGCGGUCCGUGCGUGUCGUCCGUUGCCGUCGUUGCAUGUACAGCUCUUAUUAUUUUUCACUAGUGGUAUGAUCGUAGUCCGUGCAUGUACUAAUAUACCAUAAUAAUAUAUACUAUUAUAUUAUAUUAAAGUAUUAUAGUAACAACGUUGUCGCAGCCUGUUUUAGUGCGCCGCGCAUCAGAGUUCCGUUCUUAUUUCACACACGUUAUAAUUAUACAAACCGACAUGUGCGACUCGGAUGACUGCUCGUAUAGAGGGCGUUGUUUGUUGUCCACGUGAACAGAUUUAGCGAUGAGCGGUCGCGGCAGUAUUGUCAAGAGUCCCGUGGUGGGAUGCAGAUGUCACUACAUACUUAAAAGGUGUUUGGCCAUUCAUCUGCAAAAACAAUCGCUGGUCCGGUAUGCACCGCAACAGACAGAAGCGUCUCCGUAUUGGAUGUACGACAACGGGUACCUCAUUUUCCAGAGCUUUUUGGAGUCCAAUCUAAAAUGCGUCUGGAACAGGAGUCUGGUGGAAGCGAUGCAAGUGGCCAAGUACGAGGGGUACGUGUCGCCCGGAGUGCUGUUGCUCACCAGCGACCCUUGUUCCAUGGAAGUGAUCAGGGGAGCUUGGUGCAGAAACGUACUCAGGCCACCCAACGGCUAUGUGGUCACGAAAGUCGGAGACGUCGAAGACUGCGUUGUGGAAGACCUCAACCAGGGACAGUUUACACCACUGUCCGAAGCCCUGUGUCUAGUCAUUCUGGAGUUGACCAGCGCCAAUCAAAACGCCACGAUCGACACUAUUCGGUCGGCGCUGAGGAUGUUCUUCUCGAACAUCCAACCGCCGUCCGAGCAGAUCAUCUACGACGCCAUGGUCAGCCUGAUGACCGACAAUAAGGUAUACCAGACUUCCAAGGGUUACUUCGUGGUGACGCCCGAGGUGCAGAGGUUAGUGGGUUCGGCGACCGGCAGCCCGGCGCACAGCCUCCGGUUAGGCGGGAGCAGCCGGUACAGUCCGAGCAGAAAAGGAUUUCUGAUGACGGCCGAAGAAGCGUACGUCAAGGUGCACGGCGACAUCGAAACCGUCAGGGACGGCGACCAGACCCAUCAGAACAUACAGACAAACUUGGCCGACAUCAUAGCUGGGGGUAACUCGGACGAUAAGAAGUUGACGCCGAGAGACACGAGGAAACUUGAACGUCGCAAUUCGCUGAAGGGCAACUCCUCGAGCCGGCGUUUGGCCUGCGGCACGCUUCAACGGAGCGGUUCCAUGAGACUUAUAUCAAACAAACACAAGACCGAAGAAAACGGCUCUUGCGGCGUUUCGGAGCUAAAAAAAUCUCCGGGUCUGUUUUCGAGACUGUUCGGCAGCCGCCGGUCCAAUUCUAAAAGUAGAAAAUCAAACUGUUGCGCGACCCAGUUCCCUCCGGACGAAUGGUUCAACAAGAGCGUGCAACCCCAGCAGACCAUUUCCACGCAGACCGAACAGGAACAACGUUGCGAAACGAAGAAACAGCUGUGGCCGGACAGGCUGACCCGGAGCGCAACGCUUCCCAGGAAGGCUCGAUGCGACCAGACGGCCGCCAGUUGCAGCGUGGCCAGCAGUAGCAUUGUGAACGCGGACAAAGCGUCGGCCAAGAAGUAUCCGUCGAGCGGGUCGAGCGGUUACAACUCGUUGCCGCGCAUGAACGGCCGCAAGUCGGCGGCCGGAAGUUGCGCCGGCGGCGGUGCCAAACGUUCGCCGUCGUCCGAACUGUCGUACGACAAGCCGCCGUCGAGCGGCAAGCACGCGGACAAGCCGGACACGCCCGAGUUGCAGACGGCCACGAGCAACUUCGAUUCGAGUUACAGCUGCGACGAGAUAUCCGUCAACCAUUCGUCGUCGAUCACCGUCGCGACAGCGCCGCCGGUACCUACGACGACGCCGAAAACAGCCGCAGACUUGCGUCGCGAGUACUUUCGCGGAAUGGGCAAGUACUCGUCGGGCGGCAAGAGCGGCAGAGAACAGCAAGAUCACCACCGGGUUCUUUACCGCGGUGGCAGUCUUCGCGACAGAAAAGCCAUUGCUACCAACCUGCACAAAUACUUUGAUAACGCUUGUAAAAUAAAAAUAUAAUCUCUUAACAAAUAAUUGAUUAUAGUUUUCUUUAUUAUUUCUAUAUUAAUAUUAUUAUAUUAUAAUUUGUACGAGACUUAUGUAACAUAAUAUUACAUUCCGUUUGCAACACCCUUGUAGUGCUUUAAGUUUCGCGACACAAUAAUAAUCUGUAUCUUUUAUAAUAUUAUUAAGUUAGGUAACAAUAUACCUAUUUAAUUGAUUUUUUUUAUUUUCCCUGUAUUUUAAGCAAUAUUUUACUUUAUUUUAAUGAAUUAAAAUGAUGCCAUAACAUAAUAUAUUAUAAUAUACUGUAGUUGUAUUGUACUAUUACUAAUCAAACAGAACGAUUACGAUAUUUUCACAAUAUUAAUAAUUGUUAUUGG
This is a messenger RNA of Adelges cooleyi (spruce gall adelgid), 2495 nucleotides long. It is a transcript of the gene knockout, whose product is annotated as storkhead-box protein 1. Gene Ontology annotation, molecular function: DNA-binding transcription activator activity, RNA polymerase II-specific; RNA polymerase II transcription regulatory region sequence-specific DNA binding. Lineage: Eukaryota; Metazoa; Arthropoda; Insecta; Hemiptera; Adelgidae. The coding region runs from base 325 to 2130 and encodes 601 amino acids. Gene Ontology annotation, cellular component: nucleus; cytoplasm. Gene Ontology annotation, biological process: positive regulation of transcription by RNA polymerase II. The transcript has 8 exons. The record is from RefSeq and is a predicted model, not a curated record.